Aspergillus terreus NIH2624 is the source of this 645-nucleotide messenger RNA. RefSeq lists its product as uncharacterized. Bases 1 to 645 code for a protein of 214 amino acids. Lineage: Eukaryota; Fungi; Ascomycota; Eurotiomycetes; Eurotiales; Aspergillaceae. The record is from RefSeq and is a predicted model, not a curated record. The transcript is spliced from 2 exons.
AUGCUCCCUCCCUCCGACUCCCUCCGCCAUCAAUCCCACAAGCGCUCCGAAGCAACAGCAAACACCCAGCGCGAGGACCGCCGCCCCCCUCCACCCCCAUACUCCCCCUCCAUACGCCUCCCCCCGAGCAUAGAAGACUUCCUCCAUGGAGCAACCGACCUAGACGAAUACGACGAGGCCGACGAGGCCGACUCCCGCGCCCCGCGCAUCACAAUCCACAUCGACGCCUCAAUCACCAUCAUCGGCGACGCAAACACAGUCGUCAUCCCGCCCUCCAGCACAUCCUGUCCCACCGACCUCCCAGGCACGAGUUCGACUUCCGACCCGACGACCGCCCUCCAGGCCGUCCAGCGAGCGCGCCAGACGAAACUGUCCGACAUGGCGACGGCCAUCAUCGACGCCCUCGGACGCCGCGGGCUGCUCGAUCCAGACCGUGCGGGCUGUCCCGCGGCGCAGGCGUCGGUGGAGGUUAAGAUCACCCCCGGGAUUCGGGUGGAAGGGAACCGCAAUGCGGUUUGUGUGGGUGCUUUGCCACGGGCUCUUGGACGGAGGAGUAGCGCUGGUGCUGGGGAGCGGGAUGGAGGCCGAAAACGGCGGGCGUGUUCGGAGCCUGUUCAGCCGCCGGCGCCGAAAAGAGGUUGUUAG